This is a messenger RNA of Chanos chanos (milkfish), 1635 nucleotides long. Its product is annotated as E3 ubiquitin-protein ligase TRIM39-like. The record is from RefSeq and is a predicted model, not a curated record. The coding region runs from base 1 to 1635 and encodes 544 amino acids. Lineage: Eukaryota; Metazoa; Chordata; Actinopteri; Gonorynchiformes; Chanidae. The transcript is spliced from 6 exons. Gene Ontology annotation, molecular function: protein binding; zinc ion binding.
AUGGCUUCCUGUAGAAGUUUCCUGCCUGAAGAGCAGUUACAGUGUUCUAUCUGUCUGGACGUGUUCACUGAUCCUGUCACUAUCGCCUGUGGACACAACUUCUGCAAGCUGUGUAUCACACAGCACUGGAGUUCGGCCGGUCGCUGCCUAUGCCCGCUUUGCAAUUACUUUUUUCACAGAAGACCAAAACUCAGGGUUAAUACAAUGAUAAGGGAGCUAGUCAAUCAGUUGAAAACGUCCAACGGCGUUACCGCGUCAUUCGCUAAACCGGACGAGGUCCCCUGUGACAUCUGUGAGGGACAGAAGCUUCGGGCUGUGAAGACCUGUCUGGUGUGUGUUACCUCUUAUUGUGACACUCACCUGAAUCCUCACAGAACAGCACAAACACUCAAGAGACACAAACUGGUCGAUCCUGUUGUUAACCUGGAGAGCUACAUUUGCAAGAAACACAACAGGAUGACGGAGCUGUUCUGCACCACAGACCAAACAUGUGUGUGUCCGUUCUGCAUGACCACUGACCACGAGAAUCACAGCGUUGUUACCCUAGAGGAGGGGAUUACCAGGCAAAAGACUCAGCUCGAAAAAACUCAGGUGGACUUAAAGAAGAUGAUCCAGCACAGACUGGGGAAAAUUGAGGAUGUCAAACAAUCAGUCGAAGUCGGAAAAAAAGAGAAAGCAGACAGCAUUGAGAUUCUCGCUGCUCUCAUUCGGUCUAUGGAGAAAAGCCAAGCUGAACUCGUUGAAGUAAUGGAGGAGAAGCAGGAAACAGCAGAAAAGCAGGCCGAAGCCUUCAUUAAAGAGCUGGAACAGGAAAUCGCCGAGUUGAGGAGGACAGACGCAGAGUUGGAGCAGCUCUCAAACACCAAAGAUGACCGCAGACUCCUGCAAAUUCCCCCAUCUCUGUGGUGCCCUCCAAACGUUACAAACUUGGCAAAUAUCAACAUUGACACUCAAAUGUACGUGGAGAGUCUGAGAAGAGCCAAGUCACAGAUGGAAGAACUGUUCUAUAAAGCAGUGGAGAUGAUCCCAGAAAUAAAACUGAAAAGGAAUCAGGUGCAGGAAGUGGAUGUGACUCUGGAUCCUAACACGGCACAUCCCAACCUCAUUAUCUCUUCUGAUGGCAAACAAGUGGCUUGUGGAGACUCAAAGCGGGAUUUCCCUGAUAACCCAGAGAGGUUUGAUCGCUCUCCCUGCAUCCUGGCCAAAGAAGGUUUUUUGUUUGGGAGAUUUUACUAUGAAGUACAGGUCAGUGGGAAGACUGAUUGGGAUGUAGGAGUAGCCAGAGAAUCCAUUAACAGGAAAGGGAAGAUUACGGCAGUCCCCGAGAACGGAUACUGGACAGUGAGGUUGAGAAACGAGAAGGAAUACUGGGCCAAUGACUCUCCUCGAGUCAGUGUCUUCCUUAGACAGAAACCCCAGAAGGUUGGGGUGUUUGUAGAUUAUGAAGGGGGUGUGGUUUCCUUUUAUGAUGUUGAAGCCAAAUGUCUAAUCUAUACUUUUACUGGCGUGGAGUUCAUAGAGAAACUCUACCCAUACUUCAGCCUUGGUCUCAGUCAUGGAGGUAAAAACUCAGCCCCUCUGAUCAUCCUACCCACAAAAGCAAAGGGAUAUUUCCCAUGGAAUUGGUUUUUCUGA